GCCAGCAGCCACGCCGCUGAGCUCCCGCGGACGGACGUCGGUGCACCCGACGGGCGCGCAGCCGAUGCGCCAGCCGGCGGCGCCAUGACGCUCCAGCAGGUGGACGGCAGAGCGCCGGUGCAGCGCGAGGCGGGCUCUGCAGCCAGCGGUCUCGUGGAGCUCCAGCGGGCGGACGGCAGCGCACCCAGGCUGCGCGAGGCUGGCUCCGCAGACGGCGUAGAGGGCCAGUUGUCCGAUGCUUUCUGGUUGGGCGCCGCGGCGGCCAGCGAGGGCGAGGUCACGGCGGGCAUGGUGAAUCAGAAGUUCCACCAGAGCGGCGCCUUGAACGCGACCCUGGAGCUCAGAUUCGAGCAGAUGGAGCAAAGGAUCGAGCUGAUCGAGCAGGAGAAGGAGGAGCUCCGCGCGGCCAAGGAUCAGGCGGAGCGUCGGCUCAAAGAGCUCGAGCACAAGUUCGCGAAGAUGGAGUUCGGGACCCAGGUGCCCGCCAGCCUGGAGCGUCGCAUCUAG
Messenger RNA from Prorocentrum cordatum, 507 nucleotides. The record is from the annotation of a GenBank genome assembly. Lineage: Eukaryota; Dinophyceae; Prorocentrales; Prorocentraceae.